AUGGUUGGGACUGGACUUUUUUUCUUGAUGCUUCAAACAGGACCUCCCUCAAUCUUGCUCGAUCACCUUAAUAUUGGUUUGAUACCCCAAACUUCAAGCGCAAUGGCUCCCCUGGAAGAAUCUGGAGACCAGUUCUCCGUGCUUCCGGUCAAGAUUCUCGCGACAUCAUCUUACCCAGAGACCGCCAUUCAUGAGAUUCGCAUACGCAAAAAUGCGCCCAAGAUCCCAACCGCCAACGAUUCGCGAAGUCUAUUCCUCAAGAACAUUCCCGCGGACAGCACAGAACCUCACUUUCGCUCAAUUUUCACGCAGCUCGUAGGCGCCGGCCGAUUCGAGACCAUCACCUUCGAGAACGAGUCGCGCACAACGUUGGUUGUUGAUCCUGAGCAAGCCACAAAGGUCGCAGGUUUCGCAAAGAAGAGAAAGCGAGGAGACGUUGAGGCCGAAGAGAGGGAGCGCGAGGAGGAAGCUGCGCAACUACCGCAGAUCUGGUUGCGACGUGUCCAGCGCAGCAGUAGCACGGCAGUUGUGCUUCUAGCAGACGAGAAGAGUGUGCAAUUGGUACUCAAGGCUAUCUCGAAACUACAAAAGAACAAAAAGUAUCCUACAUGGGGCAACGAUCUGUCCGACGACGUCCCUGAUCUCGGUUCUGAAUGGAUCGCAUCACAUCUACAAUUGUCGCGCGUUGACAAGACUGCGACACAAAAGGCUGUGCACGCCUUCUUUACAUCAUUCAACCGCAAGGAGAAGGAAGCUGUCGAGCUGGCCAAGAGACUGCGCAACGAGCCUGAUGAGGAUGGUUUUGUUACAGUGACUCGCGGCGGCCGAGCAGCUCCCGCCAGCCGAAACGAGGCCGAGGAAGCCAAGCGCAGGAUGAUCGAGAGGGAAACCAAGAAGAAGUCGGAGCUCAAGGACUUCUAUCGCUUCCAGAUGAGAGAACGACGCAAGGCGGAGCAGAUGGCUUUGCUGAAGAGGUUCCAAGACGACAGGAGAAAGGUAGAUGCGAUGCGGGAAAAGCGAGGCAAAUUCCGGCCAGAAACUUGAAGUUGUCUAAUUCAAGGGUUAUUAAUUUGUCUGUGUUACAUAAAACUUGAAUGUCCACAUAUUUGCAGGACUGAUUCAAAUCAUCUCCGUAUUGACACCGAAUUCGCGUAUCUGCGAGUCAACAUGCCCAGUCGCUCAUGGUGAUUACGCCAUCACGACCCGACGCAGGGUUUUCUAUCCACCGCUUGGAUCAACAAUGAGCACGCUCCUACCGGUUGUGUCGGAUCCUAGGGGUCCUCGAGGCCAAGUACGGAGACGUUGGGCAAUAAGGGCGAGGCUUUCGGGCCUUUGGUUUCUACCCAAUAUUUUUUUUUCUUUGUAACACUCUCGGGCCAAGAUGAUAUCAAGGCGGGCAAUGCGGGGUGUACCCUGUCAAGACAAGGGGAGAGAUGAAAAUAUAGAUUCAGGCUUCAAAACUCGA
Molecule: messenger RNA, 1465 nt
Organism: Fusarium graminearum PH-1
Lineage: Eukaryota; Fungi; Ascomycota; Sordariomycetes; Hypocreales; Nectriaceae
Exons: 3
Coding region: 1-1044 (347 amino acids)
Biological process (GO): rRNA processing; ribosomal small subunit assembly
Cellular component (GO): UTP-C complex; CURI complex
Source: RefSeq, a predicted model, not a curated record